Ananas comosus (pineapple) is the source of this 3772-nucleotide messenger RNA. RefSeq names its product pentatricopeptide repeat-containing protein At4g17616-like. Lineage: Eukaryota; Viridiplantae; Streptophyta; Magnoliopsida; Poales; Bromeliaceae. The record is from RefSeq and is a predicted model, not a curated record. Bases 2499 to 3233 code for a protein of 244 amino acids. The transcript is spliced from 2 exons. Gene Ontology annotation, molecular function: protein binding.
UUUUCUCAACCCCUUUUUUUUGCUAAUUUGGAUGCUACUUAAAGAUUAGGGUUUUGUGAUUAUGUUCUAGGAAUGUGUAGAGCCUUAGAUUCUUGGAGAGAAAAUGGUUGAAACUGAUGAGAAUUACUCAAUUUUCUUGAUUUGAAUGUUGAUAUGUUAUUAUCUCUUCAGUUAUUAGCUGGGAAUUGAGAUUUGUCUUCUGUUUCAUUAACAUUUCUCAAUUUUUUGGAAUUUUAUUCUUUUUAGAUUAUAUCUAUCUGUUGAAUAUAAAAAUAAAAAGCACCUUCUUUGGUAGCUUAAGUUUUUAGAGAAAAACAAUUAUUUUAUAUUCUUUAAUAUGAUAUCAUAGUAGAAGGUCCAGAGUUCGAGUCCUCCCAAGCUCUCUGGACUCGUCUCCAGUCCAGACGUGAGGGGGAGUGAGGGGAAAUGUUGAAUAUUAAUUAAUAUUAAAAGCACGGUUCUCUAUUAGCUUAAGUUUUUAGAGAAAAACGGUUAUUUCUUUAACCUACAUAUUGAAAUUGUUUCACAUUCUUUCACUACAUAUCAAUUUUUUUUUUUUUUGUUUCCAGUAAAAAUGUAUGGAGACUCUCUCAACUAUAGGCACUUUUGAAAUAAGACCUCUUAACUUUUUGGUUUGACACCCCUUUUAACUUUUUAUUUGUUUGGAAUUGAGUGAUUUAGUGAAAUAAGUUGUGGAUUAUCUCAAAUUUAUUGGAUGUCGGAAUAAGUUAUCCAAGUGAUAUCUUAUUCGGAAUAAAAUUUUUUAUUAUGAUUGGAAGAUUUUCAAGUCAUUUUUUUAAUAGAGGAUAAAUCACCUUGUAGGUGAAAUAUGCUAUUCCACCAAAUCUUGGAUGCUAAGACUUUUCAACGAGCAAAAAUGAAAUUUCUACCUUCCAAUCGCACAAAAAAAAACCUAUUGAAUCAUCGAAUAACUUAUUCCGACAUCGAAACAAGGCCUAAGUCAACAAACUAGAAUAACUCAAAUCAGUAAAAUUAGAAAUUAACGGGGUGUCAAUUAGGGGGAAAAAAAGGAAAAAGGUACAGGGACCUAUAAGAAUGCUUAUAUUUGAGGGGGGUCUCUAUAUGUUUUUACCCUUACUUUUCAACUUUCAAGUAGUUAUAUGUGCACCACUUGUUCCCAAAUUCUUGGCCUAGUUUCACUUUGGUCCUAGAACUUAAUUUGGACAUUCGAUACCAUAAACUUUUGAGGUUGUUCUCAAAUUAUUCCUUGUCCUUUGGAAUUGCUACUGGUUAAACGAGAAACACUAGUCCAGCUUCACUCUGCUGAAAGUCACAGGUCAAUCAAUACAACUACUGGAAUGAAAGAAUAUUUCAAAACAUUGGCAGCUUAUAGAAUUCUUGAUGAUAUUGUCUCCAUAUGGUGAUUGAACAUUCUAGAAGCUUCCCAAAAACAUACUGUGACCAGUAAGAUGACUAGUUCUCUUGACACGGGAAAUAGUGCGCUUACAUCUUGUCUUUCAUUAUCUUCAUCUUGGCGAGAAAAUUUUGAUGUGCAAUGAGGGGCUUUCAUGGAUUUAACCGAUGCAGGUACAGACUCUCUUGGACAGCUUAUGUAGCUAAAAAUGUUCGGAGUGUCAAUACUGCAAGAAUUUCAUCAUCCCGUGGUCUUUAUGUGCUUAAUGAUCCCGCUGUAUAUAACUGGAUACUCCAGUGUCCUAGUGUUCAACAUUUUUCUACCAGUCUACAUGAGACCAUCCAAUGGGGAUGCUUAUCGUCAUCAUCUGAAACCUUAUCGAAGAAGCUUGAAGUUGCUUUGAAAGAUGACAAUGUCGAUGAAGCAUGGGAAGCUUUUAGCAGUUUUAAAAGGUUAUACGGUCUUCCUAAACUACAGUUGGUGAAUAGAAUGGUCUUAUUGUUGUCUUAUUCAUCUAGUCGUCAAUGGCUUCGGAAAGCAUAUGAUAUCACACUCAUGGUUUAUAAAGAGAACCCUAAUUAUCUUGACUGCAGCUCAUUAACCAAGCUAGCUCUAACCCUUUCCUGCGUCCACGAUUCUGAGGAUAAUCUUAGAGAAUGCAAAGCUUCCAUCACUUGAUAUAUUGAGCACUUUGUUCUUGCAUCUGGUUAAGACGGAAGUUGGAUCCUAUCUUGCAAUUGAUAUCCUGAUUGAGACUUGUGAGCUCUUUUCGCACGAAGUCACAGAAAGGAAGAAACCCAAGAAAGUAGGCGCGAUAAAGCCCAGUGUAAACGUGUUUAAUCUUGUCCUAGACUCUUGUGUAAGGUAUAGAUGCACCUUGAAGGCACAAGAAAUAAUAGGAUUGAUCUCAUUGGUAGGAAUAGUAGCUGAUGCAAGUUCCAUAAUACUCAUUGCUAGGAUUUAUCAGAUGACAGGACAACGUGGUGAGUUGAAGAGAUUGAAGGAAUAUAUCGAUUGCAUAUCUUCUCCGUCACUGAGUCGCCAAUACCGACACUGACAGUUUUAUGAUAGUUUGUUGAGCCUACACUUUAUAUAUGGUGAUAUUGAUGCUGCUACAGAACUCAUGCUUGAUCUCUAUCGGCGACCAAAGUCUAAUAAAUUUUUCAAUAAUGAGUUCCAAAAGCAUUGCUUAGUGCAAAUUGGCUCAAGUAACCUAAAGUCAGGAUUCAAACUAAUUGUUGAGCCCACAAAGCUGGACAAUGAUUUUCUCAUUGAUGUACAAGGCAGCCCAGAGCUAGUCCUUUUUUUAGAUGGUAAGCUUGUUCCAAAUGAAAAGGCUUUUGCAAAGCUUAUCAACAGCUUCGUCAAAGAGAGAAUGAUCAGUGAACUCUGUCAUUUUAUGACUACAUUGCAUAAAGAAGUUGAUUUCAAAGUAAAUGGUUUAUGUUUUGAUGUGAUGGGCGCCUGCAAUCAGGUGGGUUGGUCUGAUGUUGCCCAUGAUGUUCUAGAUGAUUUGGAAUCAGCUGGAGUUCCUAUUGAAGCGAAUACAUAUGCCUUACUUUUGCAAGCAUAUUGCGAAGAUAACAAGUUGGAAGAAUCUAAAAAGCUUUCGAAACAGAUAGAAAAAGCAGGUCUUCUUGGAACCGAUGUCGAUGUGACUUCCGCUUCUCUUGAGACUAAGUCACAUCUGGCUGAGUUUCUGGAAAAGGAAAUCCAAGAAGAACGUGUUGGGAGUCAACUAAUUUACGAGCUUAACAAUUCCAUUCUUUUCUUUUGCCAAGCAAAAAUGGUUGAAGAUGCUAUGAGGACAUUCAGAAGCAUGAGAAAGAAAUAUCCGGCCCACCAUGCAGACUUUUAAAUAUCUACUUGAUGGUUCUUCUUCCAUAGAAUCGUACCAUGCGAUUACGAUAUUAUGGGGAGAAAUAAAGAGAGAGAUGGAAGAUAAAGAUUUAGCGGCAGAUAGAGACUUGCUUGAUUGCUUGCUUUUAAAUUUUCUUAAAGGUGGCUACUUUGAGAGGGUGAUGGAGAUUAUCAGCUACAUGUCGAAGUAUAAUAACUUCUUUGAUAAGUGGAAGUAUAAAAAGGAGUACAUGAAAUUCCACAAGAAUCUUUACAGGAACUUAAGGGCAUCAGAAGCUAAAACAGAGGCUCAAAGUAAAAGACUGGAGCACGUUCGGGCUUUUAGGGUUUUGGUUGGCAUUAACCAACGGUAGUAAGAAGAUGUAAUCAUGUUUCUAUUGCGCGAAUGUUUCAAAAAGAAGAGGUUAGUAGCUAUAUUGUUUACUCGGCGGCUUUCAUUCAGCAUUUAUGAGCGGGGUUAAUCAUGUAGUGUUUUGAUGGAUAUUCAGAUGAAGUUAAAUUACAAAAGAAAAGUCAAAUAUUAUAUUUCUGUUGCCA